Haliotis rufescens (red abalone) is the source of this 4615-nucleotide messenger RNA. RefSeq names its product pumilio homolog 3-like. Gene Ontology annotation, molecular function: mRNA binding. Gene Ontology annotation, cellular component: nucleolus. Bases 116 to 2497 code for a protein of 793 amino acids. Gene Ontology annotation, biological process: regulation of translation. NCBI's taxonomy places the organism in Eukaryota, Metazoa, Mollusca, Gastropoda, Lepetellida, Haliotidae. The transcript has 18 exons. The record is from RefSeq and is a predicted model, not a curated record.
AUGUUUUCAAUAGUUCGUUGUCGGUUGUCGCAAUAGGAAAAUACUACGUUCCCUUUCCUUUUUUCACUGUUGGAAUACAGCCCCGUCCCACGAAUCAAUGUGUGUAUAACUCAAAAUGAAUGACUACACCGACAUGAUGGACACCCCAGUACUGAGAAGGAAGAUGAAGAAACCGACUACCCCUAAGGCAGGGCGGAGCAUGCGUGGGAACCCAGAGGGCAACAGCAUAAUGUUCAAAGAUAAGGUGAAACUGUCAACUGCACAUCCAAGCUUAGAUGACAGUGGUUUGUCUACACUGAGGAAGAGAAAAAAGAAGCAAACGGAGGAAGACAUAUAUGCUGAAAUUGAAGAAAAACACAUGAUGAGGAGGUCACAGAGCGCAAACUUUUCCAAUGCCAGUUCCAGUAGUUUAGAGGAAAUGACGCCUGACACCCUCAGUCAGAUCAGUUCUAUAAUGGCUGUUCCUGAUGUGACAAUCAAUUCUACGUUGUCACGCUUUAAGAAGCCUCGCACUGGACGGGGCGAUGUGACCUGGGAGUCAGCCGUCAAUCAUGCUCGUGGGGCUCCAGAUGGAGCAGAAAGGUCCUUCCAUGCCAAGAAGAUCAGCAAAGUUUCCAUUAUAGAAGAGGUCCCUAGUCCUGCUGUGAAACAAGAUUCUCCAACUAAAGAGAACAAACCUAUAAAACCAGAGAAACCUGUCGAGAGGAAGAAAUCAAUAAAGGUUCAGUUGAAGAAUGCAGCAAAUCGCCUUAAGUCUUUAAAAAGUAAAGGCAAGUUGGACACAAGUAGAGAGAGCCGCAAACGCAAGUUGGACAUAUCCCUGCCAGACGAGAGCACAAUUGCCAUGAAGAAACCUAAAGAGAAAGAUAUGUCGUGGAAAGAGCGGAGACAACAGCGGAAGAUGACUAAAAACAACUACGACCUGAUUAUUAAAGCCAAGAAGUUGUGGGAGGAUAUGCGAAGACAUGCCCUGCCUGACGACCAGAGACAGAAGCUGUGCCAGGAGGUGUUCAACAUGGUCAGGGGGAAAGUGCAUGAGAUGUCUAUGGCCCACGAUACAGCGCGUGUGGUCCAGUGUCUGGUGCAGUAUGGCAACCCCGAACACAGGACAGCAGUCAUGGAGGAGAUCAAAGAUGACAUAGUUUCAAUGUGCAAGUCAAAGUAUGCCAAGUUUGUGAUCAGGAAAAUAUUGAAAUAUGGCUCUAAACAGCAGCGCAACUUUAUGUUCAAGACGUUCCAUGGCAAUGUUCGGAAGUUGAUAAGACACAGAGAAGCAGUGGAAAUCUUGGAAUUUGCCUACAACGACUACGCUAACGCUCCCCAGCGCUUGUCUAUGAUGGAGGAGUUCUAUGGACCAAGCUUUACUUUGUUCAAGAAUCACGACACCAAGUCCCUGGAACAGAUCAUGCUGGAGCAGCCGGACAAGAAGGACAUGAUCCUCAGCAACAUGAAGGAGGCUCUCCUGCCCCUCAUUGACAAGGAUAUAUUGGCUCACUCCAUGGUGCACAAGAUCUUCCAUGAUUUCUUCCACUAUGCCACUGACAAGAUGAGAUCGGAAAUGAUUGAGUGUCUCCGUGAACAACUGAUCACGAUGAUACACACACGGGAUGGGUCAAGGGUCGCCAUGUACUGCAUCUGGUUUGGCACUGUCAAGGACCGGAAGGUGAUUCUGAAGAGUCUCAAGACUCACAUCUCACGUAUCAGCCAGGACGAGUAUGGUCACAUGGUCUUGCUGGCGAUCUUCGACGUCGUGGAUGACACAAAGUUUGUCUCCAAAGUCAUUCUAGAGGAGAUGCUGAAGAGUUUGAGCCUGGUGGCAGGGAACCAGUACGGCCGUAAGGUGCUGCUGUACCUGCUGUCUCCGCGGGACCCCCUCCACUUCCACCCUGACAUCGUGCACAUCCUGCAGCGGGGGGACGCCAACACCACCAGUAAGAAAGAUGGUCACACGCGUCAUCGGGAGUUGCUGGGUUUUGUGUCCAAACCCCUGCUGCAGUACAUCGUUGACAACGCCGCCAACCUUGCCAUCAACAACGCCGCGCUGCUGCUGAUACUGGGCAUCAUCACACAUGCUAAAGGAGACCCCUCGGAUGCUAUGACAGCCAUUGCUAACAUCGCUGCCCAGCCGUUCUCCGCGUCCAAGGGAGAGAACCAGCAUAUGGUGGAGCACCCUGCCGGCCACCUGACACUCAAGAGGCUGAUCCUCAACGACAAGGAGCGGAGCACGGAGGAUGAGUCAGCAGUGCUCUUCUCCAACAUACUCCUGUCAGCCCUGGCAGAGGGAACUCUCAAGUCCUGGGCGGCCUGCAACAGAGGCUGCUUCACCCUCAUCAGCCUGCUGGAGUUGGAUGACAUUGAGGUGACGACACUUGUGAGGCAGCAGCUGAGUGGCAUCAAGAAGUCGCUGCGGAAGAUGACGUUCAAGGGGGCACAGAUACUGCUGCAGAAACUGGAGGGGAUGUCGUCACCGCCGAGGCCCCAGAUGAUUGACUUGUAAGGAGGGCUAUAGACAUGAUCGACAACCAGCAGAUGUACGACUUAAAGAGGAGAUGGAGACUUGAUUGACAAUCAGCAUAUGAUUGCUUGUGAUGGGAGCCAUAGUCCUCCUUGACAAAAUGCAGAUGUUCGACUUGUGAGGAGAGCUAUAGACCUCACAGACACCAAGCAGAUGUUCACCUUGUGGGGAGAGCUACAAACUCUGCCCACCAAGUGAUCCUAAUCACGUAUCACCAGCAGUCAGCAUCCUGUUUUAACCUGGAACCUCAGGGUGGCUAUGUAGUUAUGGAUGAUGUGCCAGUGGAGGUCCACUGUGAGGUGGAAUUGGUCGGAACUUAAAGGUGCUCUGGAGUACUAUCAAAAUCCUUCUAUUUUCUAUGAUCUAAAAUGGUAACCUGGCUUAAUCAGAUGUCAUCCCUGCUUAUCUAUAGGCAAUAGUCACGGACAGAGGUGGGGAGGGUUGGUUGUAUGACCCUCCUUGUUCUCACACUCCUUACAUGUCCACCUAUGUUCCAUCAACCAGUUUCUUUGGUUCUUUUCGUGACUUGGGUUAUAUGUACCUACUCCUUUUUUAAAAUGCUGUUUGCUUUAGUAGCCGAGGACAGUUUCACUUGGGAAAAUUGAUGAUCAUUCUUACCUGCUUGUCAAGCUGUAUAACCAAGUUUGCGUGCUUUCUGAUGAGAGAUGUCGUGAUUUAGAGGAAUAUGCCAUAUUGCCGCGAGGCAUUUAACUGUAUGAGAGCAUUUUUUCAACACUGUAUGCUCCUGUGUCAGGAUGUUCUUCAUCUUAAUCAUAUACUACUCAAAAGAAGUUAAGGAUCACCUGAUUCUUUCAUAUUACUAUAGUUAAUCUCUCAUGUCAUUACAGAUUAACUUUCCCAUUAUGAAAGAAUCGGGUGAUCCUUAACUUCUUUUGAGUAGUAUAUCUGUAUUGUUUAAUUUAUGUUUCACUCAUUCUUUAACCAAACAUGUUGAUGUACAUGGAUUGGCUUUGAACAGAUGUGUAUUCAAUCUGUGUGCAUCUAUAUCUUGUACAUAUAAACAAAUGGCCAUAAAGGAUACCUGUUAUUUUAGUGUUGAAACAUUUUAAAGCAGGUGUUGACAAAUGGAGUUUUACCUUCUACAUAUGUUAUCAAUUGGAGAUGUGAUGAGUAACAAGAGGAUUGUACACACAGAAUCAGUUUUAAAAUUAAAAUUGAAUUUGAAAUUCCCUUACUGAUUUAGAAUCUGUUGUAUAGACUAUUUGGAUGAGUGCCAGGAAUGUUGAUCUUAUCCGAAUAAAUUAUUGUUACUGUAUGUGCCAUGGUAAGUGCUUUAGGUGCUUAGGAACUUGACAGGGGGCGCUUUGUAAAACCAUACAGAAAGUUACAUUUCCUUACAGGGACUGAACGGUAGUGACCACUUCUUUGAUAAUUGUUACUUUGUAAUUUCACAUCCGUUCUUUCUGAACAAAAGCUGUCAUAGACACAAGAAGAUAUGACUACUGUAAAUAUUCAGUCUCAGCCAGGGGCAUUUAUAAGGAAGUUGGUAGUGGCACUUCAUACAAUAUACUUUUUUAAAAACAAUGUUUGAUUCUGUUGAUACAUGUUUCCAUUUUAUGAUAACUGUGCCAUGUAUUUAAAUGUUGUUUGUAGUUUCAUGAAAUCUUUGUUCCGGGUUAGAAUUGGCCCCCACAAACAUAUGCUUGUCAUUUAAUUACAGACUGCAGUCAUACAGCUGGAAUUUCACUUAGAGCAGUCAUGAACAGACAAACUAACAAACAUAUAGUAAUUAUUAUUUGGAAUAGUCAUUGGAAUAAAUGAUUAUGGUGUGUGUGUGUGUGUGUGUGUGUGUGUGAGGAUCGUCUGCCAGAGGCUGCAAGUGAACUUUAUGUUGUUACCAUCAUAAAUCUAGGUUUGUAGUCUUUGUAUUUAAAUGGAAUUGUCUGGAUUAACAAUUUUGUGGCUGAAUACGGAGAUGUGUCCUUUUGUAUAUACAUGUACGUUGUAUAUAGAUGGGCCUAACAGUGUCUGGGCUAACAAGGUUUCCCUGAACUUGUACCUCUAUGAUAUUGUCAUCUUGUAGUAGGAUAAUACCUGUUAACAUGUACAGAAAAUGUAAAUAUAUGUUGUGAAACAUUC